This is a messenger RNA of Ornithodoros turicata, 1706 nucleotides long. It is a transcript of the gene Ubc2, whose product is annotated as ubiquitin-conjugating enzyme E2-24 kDa. Gene Ontology annotation, biological process: protein polyubiquitination. Gene Ontology annotation, cellular component: nucleus. The transcript has 6 exons. NCBI's taxonomy places the organism in Eukaryota, Metazoa, Arthropoda, Arachnida, Ixodida, Argasidae. The record is from RefSeq and is a predicted model, not a curated record. Gene Ontology annotation, molecular function: ubiquitin conjugating enzyme activity. The coding region runs from base 207 to 668 and encodes 153 amino acids.
GAGAAUUGCAGUAACAGCCUCCACAAGCCUCGAAGGUACGGCACGGCACGGCGGCACGGCCUUCUAGGUUUCGACGUUCCUCGCCUACUGGAGCGGGUUGCCCUGCAGGACCACCAAACCCUGGAUCAUCCAUUCGUAGAAAGAGCUCUGCAGCAACGAGUCAGCAGUCUGGAAACGAACAAACAGAAACAAAAUUGAACAUCAAAAUGUCAAAAGCUCUCAGCACAAGUGCCAAGAGGAUCCAGAAGGAACUUGCCGAGAUUACGCUGGACCCCCCUCCUAAUUGCAGUGCUGGUCCAAAAGGUGACAACCUGUAUGAGUGGGUGUCUACUAUUCUGGGGCCUCCAGGCUCUGUUUAUGAAGGUGGCGUCUUUUUCUUAGAUAUUCACUUCAGUCCGGAAUAUCCCUUCAAGCCUCCCAAGGUGACAUUUCGCACACGUAUUUACCACUGCAACAUCAAUAGUCAAGGUGUAAUAUGCUUGGAUAUUCUAAAAGACAAUUGGAGUCCCGCACUCACUAUUUCCAAAGUACUACUUUCGAUAUGUUCCCUGCUCACAGACUGCAAUCCAGCUGAUCCACUUGUAGGCAGCAUCGCCACACAGUUCAUGCAGCAGAGGGAAGAACACGAUCGUAUUGCUAGACUUUGGACAAAGCGCUAUGCUACAUAAAACCCUGUUUGUGUGUUAGUUCCGGCAGCAUUGCUACAGUCAUGGUUUCAUUUUAUUACAACCCACUGGGUGUCUCAGUUUCUUUUUCUUUUCAUCUCCCUGAGUUUCUAGAAGGGAGAAAGUGAGGUGCACAAUUUCUGGAGAGUGUAUGGGUGCUGUGCCUGCUACCAAAAUCAAACGGUUAGAUGAGGUUUGGUUAGCAGCCCCAUCAUUUUUCUUUUGGAUGUGCAUGCAUUCGUCUGUGUACAGGCAGUUUUUUUGUGCAAACAGCUUUUUUUUUUUUUUUAAUGCUCAGCGACAUGGAUGUGUGUUCUGGUUGGCGAGCAAUUAGACACCAUUGGUUUUCAAUUAUACCAAGGUGGCUUUUGCUGUUGAUGUCUGAAGAACAUAUUUAACUGUCUCCAGGACAUCUGAUCCUGUUUAGCUGCUGCAGUGUGCGCCUAUGACUGAGCGAGUUUUUAUGUGCGCUGUUAACUUUGUAUAGUACCAGAAAUAAGAGAAUCAGGGUUUCGACAUUCAGAUUUUUUUUUUCCUGUCUCUUUGUACUGUAGGAUUAUUUUGUUUGAUCAUCUUCAGAUUCACCUCAUUCCAGCAUGGGCAAAGGGCUCGUGAAAGUGCAGUCGUGAUUACCAGAAUUUAGUUGCGGGUUCAAUAGGUCACUAGUGAUGUUAGGUGUACCAGUGUGUUUGAUGUCUACCAUGGUUCUGUUCUGGCAAGUGUUUCCUGUACCCUGUCACUGUGGGACAAGCAGUCGCUGUGUGGCCUUCCUCCCAUUUCCACUCCUUGCAGACAGCAGUGCUGCACUCAACUGUCCCAUGGAGUGACUGUUUUUCAUUACUUCUGCGUGAUAGACCUCGUGGUGGCUAUGCCAGGACAUACGUGAAAGCAGUUGUGAAUGAUGGGAAUGGGCAGUUUGGAACAUGUGUUCUGUUUGUGGCCAGAGACUAAUUUCUUGCUUGUUACAAAGUGUUUGUGGUGUUGUGUAAUUUAAGCCUUAUACAUAAAGUAAAUAAGAACAAUAAAAACAGCAAAAGUGAA